AUGGGAGGAGAUCAGUCAUGCCUCCGAAAUUCAACCCAUAGUGAAAAUACAUUAAUUUAUAGUGAUGCGAUGAACGUCGUACAUAGUCAUAAAACAAAAAAGGUUCAUUUCUUCGAUAUUAGUAAAUCUACAACAAGACAACAAUUAGAUGGAUUAGAUAGAAACGAUGAUUAUCUUGAAGCAAUAGAAACAUUGACAAGUGACAGUCAAAAUAAUGCAUCAACGACUGAGGAAAAUGAUGUAAUAACGAAUAAAAAUAAUGAAUAUAUAACGUAUCUAAAAACAAAAUAUAAAAUAGAAUCAAAGUCCACCAAACCGUCAACGUUUGGGAAAAAAAUGAGAUACAUUAAAAACUGGUUAUAUAGGACGAUUCCGUUGAGGAAAGAUUAUUCAGAAAUCACAGGACGACCGAUAAGACUGGCGACAAAGCCAGCCAUUGACGUAAUACCGACAAGAGUCAGCGAGGAUGAAUUAACAUUUCCAAUAAAAAUCGAUAAUAAAGUAGAAAAAUCGAAAUCAACAACAACUACCAUAGUAGAACUGAUGACAAUAACAACAUCACAGAAGAGUUCUUCAAAUAAUAAUGAUGAAGAGGUAGAGGAAGAGAGUGAAAGUGAAGAAGAAAUUUUUCAAUCAGACAAAGAACAAGAAAUUUCGUCCAGAAAAUUAGAAGAGACAGAAGAAAUGAUUGAAAAGUUUUUAGUUCCACAGCAUUAUUGUUCAGUAUCAGAAAUAUUAAUGAAAUCAUCAAAUAUUUCUGUGAACUAUUUUGCACCGAAAUAUAACAAACAAAAAUGUUAUUAUCAAAGGGUUACCGAUCCAUGUAAGCUCAUUGUCGAAUCGAAUAAUGCAUUACCAACGACAGUUUCGGCAUUUGAAAAAAAAUGUACGAAACUCUCCCAAAAAUCGAGAAAUAAUUCAGAUCUCACAUCAAAAUCAUCUUCAAAUUCUAUCGUGUCUUCCUCUUUAUCAGAUAGCAGUGGUUCUUGGUCAUUUGUUACGAGUUCAAAUAUCAGUUUUCAUUUGAAAAAAGCAUUGUAG
Messenger RNA from Didymodactylos carnosus, 1041 nucleotides. Lineage: Eukaryota; Metazoa; Rotifera; Eurotatoria; Philodinida; Philodinidae. The record is from the annotation of a GenBank genome assembly.